UCUCAACCUAUUUACAUUCAAAUUUUCCCUGCUCCACUGGGACUCAGGAGCAUCUGCUGAGCCAGGUCACUCUCUGUGUCCUACCCUUGACUUUUCUCAUUGCGGAAACUGCCAGACAGCAGUGGGCAGUGCCCAGCCUGAGGGGAUGGCUUCAAAUGGAGCAUACCCAGUGCUGGGAACGGGCGUGACCGUGAACCCUGGUGCCUCCCUUUCUGUGUUCACAGCUCUGCCCUUUACCACACCUGCUCCCGGCCCAGCACACGGGCCACCCCUCGUGACUGCAGCGGUUCCUCCCGGCAGCCCUCUGGUGCUGUCUGCCUUCCCCAGCACACCUCUGGUGGCAGGACAGGAUGGCCACGGCCCGAGUGGGGCUGGGGCUUCUAAUGUCUUUGUCCAGAUGAGGACAGAAGUGGGGCCUGUGAAGCCCCCUCAGGCACAGACCAUGGUCCUAACUCAGAACCCCCUUGUCUGGCAGGCUCCAGGCACCCUCUGCGGAGGUGUCAUGUGUCCACCUCCCCUACUCCUGGCAGCUGCUCCUGUGGUGCCUGUUAUGGCUGCCCAGCUGGUUGGGGGCACCCAGGCCUGUGAGGGAGGCUGGUCCCAGGGCCUUCCUGUUCCACCACCACCACCACCGACCGCCCAGAUGGCCCUCAUCGUGUCCCAAGCUGGGCCAUGGCCACAAGGGGCUCAUGGAGAGGGCAGCCUGGCUCCCUCCCAGGCCAAGGCCCCACCAGACGACUCCUGCAAUCCCAACAGUGUCUGUAAGAACUUCCAACUCUGGCAGCGCUACAAGCCCCUGGCCCGGAGGCGCCUUCCCCAGAGUCCUGACACCGAAGCGCUUUCCUGCUUCCUCAUCCUAGUUCUCCGAUCCCUGGCCCAGCGGAAGCCCACCAUGACGCUGGAGGAGGGACUGUGGUGGGCCAUGCGGGAAUGGCAGCGCACGAGCAACUUUGACCGGAUGAUCUUCUACGAGAUGGCGGAAAAGUUCCUGGAGUUCGAGGCUGAGGAGGAGAUGCAGAUGCAGAAAGCACAGUGGAUGAAGGGGACCCAGAGCCUGCCUCCUCCAGCCCCGCCGAGGCUUGAACCUCAAGGACCCCCGGCCCCUGAGGUGGUCAAGCAGCCAGUGUACCUUCCCAGCAAGGCCGGCCCCAAGGCCCUGACUGCCUCCCUGCCACCACCCAGGCCCCAGAGGCCAGUGGAGACCAAGGCCCGCCUGCCACCACCCAGGCCCCAGAGGCCAGCAGAGACCAAGGUCCCCGAGGAGAUCCCCCCAGAAGUGGUGCAGGAGUAUGUGGACAUCAUGGAGGAGCUAUUGGGGCCUCCCCUCGGGGCCACGGGGGAACCUGAGAAACAGCGGGAAGAGGGCGAAGUGGAGCAGCCACAGGAAGAGGAUUGGACGCCCCCAGACCCGGGCCUCCUAAGCUACAUUGACAAGCUGUGUUCCCAGAAAGACUUCGUCACCAAGGUGGAGGCUGUCAUUCACCCCCGAUUCCUGGAGGAAUUGCUUUCCCCAGAUCCACAGAUGGAUUUCUUGGCCCUAAGCCAGGAGCUGGAGCAGGAGGAGGGACUCACCCUUGCCCAGCUGGUGGAGAAGCGCCUCCUACCUUUGAAGGAGAAACAGCAUGCGAGGGCAGCCCCUAGUCAUGGCGUGGCCCGGUUGGACUCAAGUCCUUCUAAGUUUGCAGCUGGUCAAGGAACAGAGAGAGACAUCCCUGACCCCCAACAAGGGGUUGGCAUGGAAACCUGCCCACCCCAGACGGCUGCCCGGGACCCUCAGGGACAAGGCAGAGCACGCACCGGCAUGGCCAGGUCCAAAGACCCAGCGGUGCCUUUGGGAUGUCAGGAUUUCCCCGGGCUGAGGGCUGCUCGGUCAACCUCUCCUCCCCAGGACCACAGACCCACCUGCCCUGGCCUGGGGAUCAAGGACGCCUUGGAUCUCCCUGGAGGGUCUCCUGUCAGGGAGUCACACGGACUGGUUCAGGGGUCAAGUGAGGAGGAGGAGCUCCCCAGCCUGGCCUUCCUCUUGGGUUCCCAGCACAAGUUCCUGCCCUGGAGGCUACCCCAGAGCCCUGUCCCUGCCUUGGGCCUUCUCAGCCCAGAAAAGUGGGGACCCCAGGGAGCUCUUCAGUCCCAAUCUGCUCAGAGAAGAGGCCUCAGCCUAGCCACGAAGUCCAAGAAGCGACCUCUCUUCAGAAGCCCAUCCCCUGCUAAAAAGACAUCCCACCCAGGGCCUGGGCUCAGGGUCUCUGGGGAGCAAUCCCUGGCUUGGGGGCUGGGUGGCCCCUCACAGUCUCAAAAGAGAAAGGGUGACCCCUUGGUCUCCAGGAAGAAGAAGAAGCAGCAUUGUAGCCAAUAG
Rhinopithecus roxellana (golden snub-nosed monkey) is the source of this 2356-nucleotide messenger RNA. Its product is annotated as NUT family member 2D. The transcript is spliced from 7 exons. Lineage: Eukaryota; Metazoa; Chordata; Mammalia; Primates; Cercopithecidae. The record is from RefSeq and is a predicted model, not a curated record. Bases 146 to 2356 code for a protein of 736 amino acids.